GUCCGUCACAAGACGGGAGACGAAGGAACCGCACGCGACCACGGGAGGAGGAGUGAAGGGGGCGGGGCUUCUAGUCCGGACCCUGCCCAAUAGGGGUCGGGUUAAUACAGAAUAAAAAGCUCCGCCCCCUCCCGGAGGGCGGGGUCUAGGCGGCGGGUCUCUAUCCCAGCAUGCUGUGCGGCCUGGCGGCCGGCAUGGAGCGCGCGGCGGUGCUGCGUGUGAAGCGGAAGCGCGGCGGGUCGGAGCCGGCCGAGGCCCUGGUGAUCGCCUGCAAGCGGCAGCGCACCGAGCCGGGCCCCGCGCCCGCCCCGGUGGAGAAGAGCCUCUUCAAGCUGGUGGCCACCGUCUCCUCGCAGAAUGAGCCUGUUCAGAAGUAUGUACAAGAAGCUAUUACUCGAGAUAAAGCAGCAGAGAUUCUGCGACCCUCUUUAGGAAGCACUCAAAGAAUCAUUCAGGACCUUCGCUCCUCCAAGCAGGUGAAGAGGCAGGAAAACCGGUUCCGCAUCCUAACCAGCCAUAGGCCAAACUGUGCUGAAAAAGAAACAAUUGCACUUGGCACAAAUGGCGAGGAGACAAAUGAGGAUGCUAAACUGGACCCUGAAGAAAAAAAAGACACUUCACAACAAGGAAGCACUGCUGCUUAUCAUAGUUCAAGUUAUUUUGGGGAAUUCCAGUUGUUUGAUGUAGUACAAGAGGAGGAAGUAGCGGGAGACCCCAAUAUCUCUGCAGCAGACACAGAGAAAACUGAUGAUCCAGAUGUGAUUCUUUGCAAUGCAGUAGAAAUGAUCCGUGAGCGUUUAACUGUAUCUGACAAUGAUAAAGGAUUAGAACACUGUGUGAAGGAAGAUGAUUAUGUUUAUGAUAUUUACUACAUGGAAACAUCUACUCCUGGCUGGAUCCAGAACAUCCUCUCUGUGCAGCCUUACACACAGGAAUAUGAACUGGUAGAUGAUGAUGAUAUUUCAGAAGAAAUAUAUGAUGAUGAAGAUGAUGAGAACAAUGAGAAUAACUGGCGUAAUGACUAUCCUGAUGAAGAUGAGUUCCUUCCUGAGGAAGAUGAAGACAGAGAAGGAGGAGAUGGAGAAUCGGAGGAUGGGAGCUUCAGUGAUGAAGAUGGCAGGAGUAUCCGGAGCAGAACAUGGGUCAAAUACCACUGUGAUAUUCUGAAGGAGUUUGAAUAUGAUGGUGUCCAGGACUUAAAUUCUGAUUAGCACUAACUAAUCUGAAUACCAGCAUACUGCCUGCAGAGUAUAUUCUUGACCUUCCUGCAAAAGUCCAGAAAAUUACUGCUGCUUCUGGUAGCUCUUUAUGGAAAUGUUAAGGUGAGACCUCAAAGAAGGGAAAAGCAUUUCUUUCUGGUAAAACAAAUAGCUUCCCACUCUUGUACAAAAUGCCACAUUUUAAAAGGAAGCUGUCCUUGUCCAUCUGCUUGAUCUGUAAAAUUAAUACUGUAUUGAUUAUAUACAUUAAGCCUGAAGUGGCCAUUUCCUAACCUGAGCUAUUGGGAAAGUAGAAAUCUGCGAAAAUUGAACUUUCUGGCAUAAAGUUCAUUAAAAAAAAUUUUGUACUUAAAAUCCAGGAAGCAUCUGCAAUUUCAAGUUGGUAGUAUUUAACUCUGAGUGAGUGUUAAGUAAAGCAAGUCAUUCAUAAUGUGACUUUUCAUCCAGUAACAAAAUUUGUUUGAGUGAAAGAUGCAUUUUUCUCAUUUGAGUAUUACAAAUGAUGGCAAGAAGAGAAACAAUCUUGGCUUUAAGAAAAAAAAAAACGCUGCAUUACUAUCUUAAGAGCUGCUUUCUCUGUAUAAAUGAAAAGAAUGGUCAAUCUCUAGACAUGUCCUAGGGAUUUUUGGCUGGACACCUUUUCCUUUGUAUCACUGAACUAGAGUAAUGUAAAGUAUUUAAUGCACUUGAAUAUGUAAAUAAAUAUUUUUGAAUUAUUUUGCUGUAAAUAGCCAUUUCUUUAAAAAAGCUUGGCUUCUACCCCUUAACUGAGCUAAAAGAUUCAAAAUGCUGACAUGUAAGCCUUCUUCUGCAGUGAGUAGCUCUAAUAGGGACAUCAACUUCUAUACAAAGCUACAAUAAAGUCAUCUCUGUAUAAAUCAAAAUCUCAGAUCGUAGACCUCAGAUGAUUAGUAUACACACCUGCUUUUGUCUUCUGCUCCUCCAAUUCUGUCUUCUGUUCUCUUAACUCAGAAUGGUAGAUCUGUGCAGUAGUGUUUAUUUAGUAAAGAAGGAAGUGGUUGGGCAAUCCAGCUCGAAUAUAUGAAGGUGCUAUAGGACAUUAGCUUUUCCUAACCUUCAUAGUUUAAUACAAUAAAUACUAUCACAUGAACCAUGCUAAGUGGCUAGUGGUACUAAACUUAAUUAAUUUUAAGUUACUUUAGUUUGCCAUCAUCACAGCUGUGGGUUGUUGCUGGAUUUGGGUUUUUUUUUUUUUUUUUUUUUAAACAUUCUACUUACUUUCCUAAGCUAUUGGACAGACUAUUUUGGGGCAACUGUUCUGGGAGCUGGUGCUACAUUACAGUAGCCCUUUCCCUUCCCGCCUAGGAUAAGAGGAUUUAAUGUAAAACUCAUCACUGUCUUAGGGUUGUUAUGGCCUUCUCAUAUCAGACAUUCCCAUUGCUGCAGCCUUUACCACCUAGGGCAGAACUAGUUGUCAGUGCACUCAAAAGUGGUACCUGAAAUCAAGGAAGAAACAAAUAGAGUUUUCAGAGUAACAGCCGUGGUAGUCUGAUGCAUCCGAUGAAGUGAGCUGUAGCUCACGAAAGCUUAUGCUCAAAUAAAUUGGUUAGUCUCUAAGGUGCCACAAGUACUCCUUUUCUUUUUGCAAAUACAGUUUUGUGGUUAUUUCCCUUGCACUAGUAACUAGUAAGGCAGUAGUGAUUGUAGUGACAGCAAAGCAACUUUUAGAGAAAUAACGUGGUUGAUCUUUCAUUGGACCAACUGAUGGUGAGAGACAACCUUUUGAGUUUACACAGCUCUUCAGAAGCUUUUCUUUCAAACAGAAGUUGGUUCCAUAAAAGAUAUGACUUCACCCACCUUGUCUCUAAUAUCCUGGGACUGACAUGGAUACAACACUACAUACAAACCUCCUUCUGUCAAUAUCAAACUGAAAUACAGGUUUUUCUGGUGUUUAACUUGAAGAUUGGCCACAAACAUCAACUAGCAUUCUCUGCUAGAGCUCUAGUGAAGUCCUGUGGGAGAAGUUACACUAAAGCAAUGCCACAGAUUGAAUCAGGGGACAAAGAAUAGAGUUCAAUAAAUCAUUCAAAGCAUUUGCAACUUGUGUGAGUGAGGUUAAUGUCUUUAAAAUAAGAACUUUGACUGAUUUAUUGAACUCUAUUCUUUGUCCCCUGAUUCAGUCCCUGGCAUUCUACAAUCAAGAGUAGUUAGGCAGCUAGUGGGGUAGCAACUGGUGCAGCAUGCAUGUCAGUGGUCUAGCAAUGUUCACCAAAUCUAUAGUGAGUGUACGCUAUGAUUUUUGGGAGACCUGGCUUGAGGAUUAGAACUAUAGUUACUUUUUAGACCAUGAAAGUUUGAGAAAUCAUCCUCUAACCUCAGUUUGUGGAAUUUGGAAGACAGCAUAAUUUUUGACCAUUAUCUAAAACUAGGAAAAGGACUUACUGCCAUUGUAUAUAAGACUUCUGAAAAUGCAACUGUGGUUUAGGAUCAAAUAAAACUAAAGUCUCAACUCUCACAAGUCUGCCU
Chelonia mydas (Green sea turtle) is the source of this 3707-nucleotide messenger RNA. It is a transcript of the gene SLC7A6OS, whose product is annotated as solute carrier family 7 member 6 opposite strand. The record is from RefSeq and is a predicted model, not a curated record. Lineage: Eukaryota; Metazoa; Chordata; Testudines; Cheloniidae. Gene Ontology annotation, biological process: developmental process. The transcript has 5 exons. The coding region runs from base 171 to 1211 and encodes 346 amino acids.